Cyclopterus lumpus (lumpfish) is the source of this 4105-nucleotide messenger RNA. RefSeq names its product activin receptor type-1B-like. Lineage: Eukaryota; Metazoa; Chordata; Actinopteri; Perciformes; Cyclopteridae. Gene Ontology annotation, cellular component: plasma membrane; activin receptor complex. The transcript has 9 exons. Bases 95 to 1612 code for a protein of 505 amino acids. The record is from RefSeq and is a predicted model, not a curated record. Gene Ontology annotation, biological process: protein phosphorylation; activin receptor signaling pathway; cellular response to growth factor stimulus. Gene Ontology annotation, molecular function: activin binding; activin receptor activity, type I; ATP binding.
GUUCACUGACAGCCUGGUUCGCUGUCACCAUCACGCCUCGACACAUCUAACGUUGGCGAACGUCUUAAUGCGAUGAACCGGCAAUGCAUUGAUCAUGGCUAACCUUCGGAUUUCGUUGGCCGUCGUCGUUGUCCAGGUCGUCCUGUACCGAAGCGGCGAGGCUCUGCGGUGUAACUGCACCACCGCCCAGUGUGAGAGGAAUGGUUUCCAGUGUGAGACCGAUGGAGCCUGCAUGGCCUCCACCUCCUUUAUUGAUGGCCUAGAGCAGCACAUCCGUAUCUGCAUCACACGGGACAAACUUGUGCCCCCUGGACAGCCAUUCUACUGCCUCAGUGCAGAGGGCUUGCUCAACAUCCACUGCUGCUACACUGACUACUGCAACAGCAUUGACCUCAAAGUACCCUCAGUCAGGUCUCAAUCAGGUCUCGGUGGAGGAUACGGCCCAGGUGGGACAUGGGGGCUGGUGGAACUAGUUGCUGUGAUUGCAGGGCCGCUGUUUCUGUUUUGUCUGCUGCUGCUGAUGGGUACAUUCCUGUAUCAGUACCACCAGAGGGCCUACUGCCACAGGCAAAGGUUAGAGGUGGACGACCCCUCCUGUGACCACCUCUACAUGACCAAAGACAGGACCCUGCAGGACCUCAUAUACGAUCUGUCCACGUCUGGUUCAGGCUCCGGUCUGCCUUUGUUUGUCCAGCGGACCGUGGCCAGAACAAUUGUCCUUCAAGAGAUCAUUGGCAAAGGGCGUUUUGGGGAGGUGUGGCGAGGCCGUUGGAGGGGUGGUGAUGUGGCGGUGAAGAUCUUUUCAUCCCGAGAGGAGCGCUCCUGGUUCCGUGAGGCUGAAAUCUAUCAGACCAUCAUGCUCCGCCAUGAAAACAUCCUGGGCUUCAUAGCUGCUGACAACAAAGACAAUGGCACGUGGACCCAGCUGUGGUUGGUGUCGGACUACCAUGAACAUGGCUCCCUGUUUGACUACCUGAAUCGUUACUCUGUCACUACUGAAGGAAUGAUCAAACUGGCACUGUCAGCUGCCAGCGGUCUGGCACAUCUGCACAUGGAAAUUCUAGGAACACAAGGAAAGCCGGGCAUUGCACACAGAGACCUGAAGUCCAAGAACAUCCUUGUGAAGAAGAAUUGCACCUGUGCCAUCGCUGACCUGGGUUUGGCCGUCCGUCACGACUCUGCCACAGACACCAUUGACAUUGCGCCCAAUCAGAGGGUGGGCACCAAGAGGUACAUGGCUCCAGAGGUUCUGGAUGAGACUAUCAAUAUGAGACACUUUGACUCAUUCAAAUGUGCUGAUAUCUAUGCUUUGGGGCUGGUCUACUGGGAGAUAACUCGCCGCUGUAAUAGUGGAGGUAUCCAUGAAGAGUACCAGCUGCCCUACUAUGACCUGGUACCUUCUGAUCCUUCCAUAGAGGAGAUGAGAAAGUUGGUGUGUGACCAAAAGCUACGACCCAACAUCCCUAAUUGGUGGCAGAGCUAUGAGGCUUUGCGGGUUAUGGGCAAAAUCAUGAGGGAGUGUUGGUAUGCUAAUGGUGCUGCCCGCUUGACAGCCCUGCGCAUCAAGAAGAGCCUCUCCCAGCUCAGCAUUGAAGAGGACAUUAAAGUCUGAGCUGAGUCAGCGAGGCGCAGAGAAGGACCAGACUCCAGACUGUAUGACACUGAGAUGAAGGGGCCGGGCCCUCGACUAAGAACGCACAAAGUAAGAGAAUGUGAUGGAGAUUCGCACUUUGUAAAAUAUUCCUCCAUUGACACUCCUGCCAGUUUUGAAACCACUUGAUUUCUGACAACCCCUACCUCGCUUACCCAGCCAAACUACUAAGGAACACCUUUCCUGUCUUGUCCCCAGCUACAGCUGCCCUUUUUGUUCCACUCUACACUCCGCACUAACAAGGAUCCUUGGAUUUCCUGUGUACUUGUAUGCAAUCGAUGGCAGGAUAUGUAAUUAACCAUUUAACAUUUUGAAAAGCGGUUGCUGAUUUUUCCUCAAGGUCUCUUUGAUCACAGUCGCUUGAUAGUUAACAAAUAGCAUUUGCUGUUUUUGUCUUUGGAAGGGGUGAAGCUGGGAGGGUUAGAUUGAUUUACUUAUAUUUUAUUAUUCUGUCAUUUAAUGACUAGAUCUUGUUAUUAAUAUAUGGAUGUUUGUGAGGCUAUUGUUCCGGUUUCUCUUUGCCACUUAUAGCAUUCAGGCAACUGCUUGGAAAUCCUUCAAAGAGAAUAAUCCACCUGGUUCUGCUACAGCUGUGUUUUUUUUAGUUGUCUGCUGAUUACUAUGUAAGCAUGUACAAAGCGACUCUCUCUCUCUCUCUCUCUCUCUCUCUCUCUCUCUCUCUCUCUCUCUCUCUCUCUCUCUCUCUCUCUCUGAAGGCCUCUGCAGGCCAAUUACUUUACAACAAGGUGUUUGAAGACACCGGAGCUUUAGGGCAACUUGCCAAACAGGAUUUAGCCUUUGGACCCCUUGCCUGGAGUCCUUCCCAUAAGCUGUUGUAAACCUCAGGUUUCCUUAUGCUUACCAAUCAACCCUUACUUUGUCUGAAUACACAUGUAGGAUUUAUAAGCAAAAUCAAAAUGCAUUUCACUAGGAUGGAGGGUUAAACGUAGAGCAACAGCUGCCAAGGAGUUGAUACUGUAUGUUUUGUCUUUGAUCUUCUUAGCUCACACCCUCUGCGUUUUGGAUUGGGACACUUCUUAGAAAAAACAAGAACCGAAUGUAUAGAAUAUCUAAAUGAUAGUAUUCCAAUCUGAAAGCAGCCGCUGUCUCUUGAUCAACACACAGACCUGCCAUGAGCAUAAACGUUGCUGAUAUGCACGACAUUCAGAUAAACAUGUUGCCCUUCGCAGCAGCCAAUUGUAUUUACACUGUACUCUAAUACGGGAACAUUCUUUUUUUUUAUUUUGAAUCCCUUUUUAAAUACACUAACUCCAGGAAUCUAAAUAAUAGAUUGUUUUUAUUUUAAUUUUGUAUAUUGUCGAAGCAUGUCCAAUGUUCUUUUCACCUUAGGGCACAUUUUCCCUGGCCAAGUAUAACUACUGGAAUUAUACUAGCUUUUUAAGGUAAUACUUGUGACAGUUAAAUUAAAUUGUAUGUUAAUACUUAGGUAAUGUUAUAGAUAGUUGAAUCUUUUAUAGCAACUUUUUGGUUGGUGGAAAGAAAAGUACCCCUGUUUUGCUGUUUGCGAACAGAGUUGUGUAUCAACCUACUUUUUGACCUCUGAAGCGACAUUGCUGUACGUGUCAGACACACUGCUUAUGUUGACAUUCUCCUUCAGCCCUCUUAUUACGCCAGAACAGUAUAUGAUUUGUAAUCAAUGUUUCCCCUCACAGCUCUUGUUGGUUCGCCAUACAAUACCUCCUCAAUGUGCAAAUUGUAUGUGGAUUGUUUCCGUCGAGCUAACGACUGUCUACAUUUUUAGGUUUUCAGGAAAUAGGUGGACUUUUGUCAUUACCUGUAUGCAAAUUCAAGAGGUACUGUCUGUGUGUGUGCGUGCGUGCGUGUAGUCUUUCCCAUGUUAUUUAUAUUUGUAUGCUGUGAGUCCCAUGUGCGCUACUACUGACCUCACAGCACUAAAACCAAAUUGUUCUCAGAAUCAUCUCUAGUGUUUAUUUAAGAUGACACCACUGAAAAAUGAGACUGUUUAUACAAAUCAUGCCAACCAGUUGCAGUACACUCCAUCUGACUGGAAACUGUAAAGAGAAUCUGACUUUUUCUUUGGGAGAAGAAAUGUCAAAACUAAAUACUACUGAAAUGUCUCAACACUGUCUCACCAAUGUUUAACCAAUACUAGAUUGUAUUGUUCAAGUCUUACAGGUUGUUUGUCAGAACAAAGCGACUGGGACUUGCCAUGAAAGGCUGGGGAGCUCUACUGUUUGAUAGGUGGUUGAGUGUUGAUCCUAUUCAUACAAUAAAGAGGUGUUUGUUAAAUUGUAUUUGCCUUACAAUGUAUAAAAUGCAUAGUGUAUUUAAGAUGUUAAUGCCUUGUUCCAAUGUACCCUAAUGGAAAAAUAGGAUAUGAGUCAAAGGAUUUAUUGUUCUACAGGUUGCAUCCAUGUAAAAAAAAAAUCAUGUACCUUCUAAUAGAGUAAUAAAUGCAAUGGUUUUCCUAUA